CAACCAUGGGAUCUUCACUUCUGUCUGCUAUUGCAAAAAGGCUGGAGGGUAAGGUGGCACUGAUCACCGGUGGUGCAGGCGGAAUCGGAAAGUGCACCGCCGAACUAUUCUGCAGGCACGGCGCUAAAGUGAUGAUCGCAGAUAUCAACGACGAACUGGCCCACUCCGUCUGCCAAGACAUAGGCCCCAUAUCGGCAUCCUUCGUCCACUGUGACGUCACCGACGAAUCCGACGUCCAGAAUGCCGUGGACGCCACAGUCUCCAAGUACGGCGGGCUCCAUAUCAUGUUUAACAACGCUGGCAUCAUGAGCACACCCACACCCAAUAUCCUCCACGACGAUAAGGCUGAGUUCGACAGGAUUUUUAGUGUCAAUGUCACAGGAGCCUUCUUGGGCACAAAGCACGCCGCACGUGUUAUGAUCCCUGCCCGUUGCGGCAGCAUUAUCAACACUGCUAGUAUCUGCUCCAUCAGGGGCGCUGUCGCACCCCACUCGUACACGGCCUCGAAGCAUGCGCUACAGGGGCUCACCAAGAACACGGCCGUGGAUCUAGGACGAUUCGGAAUUCGGGUAAACUCAGUGUCUCCGUACGUGGUGCCAACGCCCAUGUCGAAGGGACUCCUUAAGGCGGCUGACUUGCCGGAAGAGGUGUAUUCUAACCUCAAAGGAGUGGAGCUGAAACCGGAAGAUGUGGCUGAUGCAGCUCUCUAUCUAGGGAGUGACGAGUCCAAGUAUGUGAGUGGGCAUAACCUCGUCGUAGAUGGUGGCUUCUCCAGCUCAAAUACUGCUUUCACCAUUUACGAUCAACGAAAGGAGUAA
Telopea speciosissima is the source of this 818-nucleotide messenger RNA. Its product is annotated as secoisolariciresinol dehydrogenase-like. The record is from RefSeq and is a predicted model, not a curated record. Bases 6 to 818 code for a protein of 270 amino acids. NCBI's taxonomy places the organism in Eukaryota, Viridiplantae, Streptophyta, Magnoliopsida, Proteales, Proteaceae. The transcript is spliced from 2 exons.